Messenger RNA from Fopius arisanus, 1854 nucleotides. Its product is annotated as rhomboid-related protein 3. The transcript has 5 exons. Gene Ontology annotation, cellular component: membrane. The record is from RefSeq and is a predicted model, not a curated record. Gene Ontology annotation, molecular function: serine-type endopeptidase activity; calcium ion binding. NCBI's taxonomy places the organism in Eukaryota, Metazoa, Arthropoda, Insecta, Hymenoptera, Braconidae. Bases 275 to 1432 code for a protein of 385 amino acids.
GCAGUUGUGAAGUGAGCGUACACCACAAGUAGAAAUAAUAAGUACUUCAUACGCAAGUUAACAUGUGCGCAAUGGAAGUUUAUCAGCGGCAUUCCUUCUUGUGCUAGUCACACGUUUCAAUUUUGCUCCCAAGAAAAGUUUGGAAAUUUAUUCGUGUGCAGCGUAAAUAAUAUUUAUAAUCCUCUGUUUUAAAUUGUGAUGAAAAAACCGUCAAUCAGUGGAUUAAUUAAUUGAGGGUAUUAAAAAGGAUCAGUGAGGAAUUCAAAUUGCUGUCAUGUUUCACGUGAAGAUGAUGCGACAAAUUUCAGAAAUUUCUUACGUGGGGGGCUUCAAACUCAUCAGGAUGGCCAGUGGACAGGACAGGGAGGGACAUGUCACCAUCCCCCUUCAGUACAAUGAUUCACACUGGAAGGGGAUCUUCGAGAAGUACGAUCUCGAUGGUGACGGCAAGAUCUCGUAUAAUGAGCUGAAGGCUAUGGUCAGAGGCUCCAGUUAUACUGACGAUCUACCACCUAGGGUGGUGAGACUCAUAAUGCACAAAGCUGAUCUGGAUGAAUCAGGAUAUCUGGAGUAUCCAGAAUUUAUAGCUAUGAUCCAUAGAAAAGACAUGCAGGGUGUAUUUGGGCACUACAUAAGUCGGUAUGUCCACAAAAUGGUGCCAGGCAGACCCAUUCUCUCAACUCAAUUGAGUGCAAGACUGUCAGCGGACCUUCCCGAUGGACAAUACGAGGAGGAAUACAGUUGUAGGCCACCUCCAGUAGCUAUGAUCAUCAUAUCAAUUAUCGAAAUAAUUUUGUAUGUUUACGACAUCGUAACAGCACCGAAGGGUGCAUCACUCAUUGAAAGAUCAGCUGCCGGAUUAUUUAUUUACAAUCCACAUCAGAGAUACGAGGCAUGGAGAUAUCUGACUUACAUGUUUGUACAUGUUGGAGUAUUCCAUUUAGUGGUGAACUUGUUAGUCCAAAUAAUGCUGGGAAUACCUUUGGAGAUGGUGCACAAAUGGUGGCGGGUGCUAAUUAUUUAUCUCGCUGGAGUAGUAGCGGGUUCCCUGGGGACAUCAGUAUCAGAUCCGAACGUCUACCUCGCGGGUGCAUCUGGCGGUGUUUACGCGCUCAUAACAGCCCACGUUGCAACGAUCGUAAUGAAUUGGCAUCAAAUGGAGUUUGCUGUCCUUCAAUUAUGCGUAUUCGUCGUUAUAACGACUGUUGACGUCGGCCAGGCUGUUUAUAAUCGUUACGUACUCGGUACACAGGAUCAAAUAGGGUAUGUGGCACAUUUGACAGGUGCUGUUGCUGGAUUAUUAGUUGGAAUUAAUGUUCUCCGUAAUCUCGAAGUACAAACGUGGGAAAAGGCUGUUUGGUGGGCUAGUAUAUUUACGUACACUGCUCUCAUGACUGCUGCCAUUCUCUGGAAUAUCUUCGGAAUGGAAUAGUUUCUCUCCUUAAAAGAGUGUGUGAUGAAAGAGUAAGAGCUUAUCAAGGAACUGAGUGAAAAUGCCAUUCAAUUUAGUAAACAAUAAUUUUUUAAUAUCUAUAUUGUAUUUAUAUGAAACGAUAGUAAUCCUAUUUCGCCCAGUAUUUCAUUGUUGGCAGCUACGAACAAAUUCUCGAUUCAAUGAACCGAGUGCUAUAUAGGUAUUUUAUAUUUCAGUCUAGUUUAGUACGAAAAUUUUGACAUGAAGUCAUACCACGAGUUCACUCAAACGAAUUAUUAUGUUUAAAACAAAGGACUGUGAGCAUCAGGUAGACUAGAGUGUCAAUUAUUUUUUCGAUAAAUAUACUUUUGUACGCAACAUGUGAAAGAGCAUAUGCAUUUAUUCUCAGACUACAAUUUAGUGCGCUGUAUUUACGGCUU